AUGGGUAGUAAUUUUGUACAAUUGUCGGAAAAAUUAGGCGUUUAUACUACCAAACGACCAUAUUUUGAAAUUCGCGAUCCUAUUUCACCUGAGACUCGGCUCCAAAUUACACUGCGCUAUUUAGCAUCAGGAGACAGUAUGAAAUCCCUGUCAUAUGCCUUCAGAGUUGGACACAAUACAAUUUCAAAAAUAAUAUUUGAGACUUGUGAAGCUAUUUGGAAUUGUCUAAAGGAUUUAGUUUUCCUCAAGGAUGAUAAAGAAAAUUGGAAAACUGUAGCCAAUGACUUUGAACGUUUGUGGAACUUUCCAAAUUGUAUAGGAGCCAUCGAUGGAAAGCAUGUUCAAAUUCAGGCUCCUCCAAAUAGCGGAUCAAUAUAUUACAACUAUAAAAGCCAUCACAGUAUUAUUCUUCUGGCAAUCAGCGGUGCAAACUAUUGCUUUACCAUUGUCGAUAUUGGUGCGGAAGGAAGACAAAGUGAUGGAGGAGUGACAAUACGCUCGAAUGGGGUAUAUUCCGCUAAUUGUGUAAAUAUUUUGGGAACAGUAGCAACAGCAGUCAAGAAGAGACGUAUAAUGAUAGCAACUGCUAUAAUGUUGGAGUUGCAAAGAAGGCAAGUGAAGCGGGACUACAAAAAGAAGCAGUACUGGGUUGCUCCAUACUUAAAAGACCGUCAGGAGCAUAGCUUUUUUCAUGUAUCCAUCCCUAAACUGACAUUAGAAAAUGGCAUACAUUUCCAUAACUAUUUUCGAAUGUCGGCAACGCAAUUAGAAGAACUAUUGACAUUAGUUGGACCACGACUGCAAAAAAUGAAUGUUAUUCGAGAGUGCAUAGGACCUAAAGAACGCUUAGUGUUAACAUUAAGAUAUCUUGCAUCAGGUGAUUCGAUGAAAUCGAUGUCAUAUCAAUAUCUUGUAGGAGUUAGUACAACAAGCAACAUAAUUCGAGAUACGUGCAAAGCGAUCUGGGAUAUCUUACAGCCGCUAGUUUUACCACCUGUAUUAACUGAAACAGAAUGGUUAGAUAUUGCGCUGGAUUUCGACAAUGUAACAAAUUUUGUCCACUGCAUUGGAGCUAUCGAUGGCAAACACGUGACAAUACAGUGUCCCUGCAAUGCCGGUUCUACCUACUAUAAUUAUAAACAAUCGCACAGCAUUGUUCUAUUGGGUAUUUGCGAUGUAAACUAUAUUUUCCGAUUUGUGGACAUUGGAGCAUACGGUCGACGAAGUGAUGGCGGAAUUUUUGGAGAUAGCAUCAUAGGGAGAAAUUUUGAUUUUCAACGUAUGAAUGUACCGAAGCCGACAGAUGUUGAAGGUGGACGAAUUUUACCAUUCUGUCUUGUGGGAGACGAAGCUUUCCCAUUAAAACCAUAUUUGCUUCGGCCCUACUCAGGCAGGAUUGGAUUGACUCUGAUGGACGAUAUUUUUAACUAUCGAUUAAGUCGUGCAAGAAGAACUAUCGAAAAUACGUUUGGUAUUUUAGCGAGUCAGUGGCGAGUGUUUCGUAAAUCGAUUAUUGCUCAGCCAGAAACUGCUAAAUUAAUUGUGCAAGCAACGGUGUGUCUGCAUAACUGGCUCCGAAAAGAAGACAUUGGAAAAAAUAUGUAUGUCUUCCCAAACAAUCGACGAAGAAAGCGAAGAUUUAAAUAG
This is a messenger RNA of Cyphomyrmex costatus, 1647 nucleotides long. RefSeq lists its product as uncharacterized. The record is from RefSeq and is a predicted model, not a curated record. The transcript has 6 exons. Bases 1 to 1647 code for a protein of 548 amino acids. NCBI's taxonomy places the organism in Eukaryota, Metazoa, Arthropoda, Insecta, Hymenoptera, Formicidae.